CUGAUCGUGGGGCUCUACGGGGCCGGCUCUGCCUUCGUCAGCUGUGCCUUUGCCGACCGUCUGCAGUCGCCUGCAGCGCGUGUCGUGCUGCCUCCCGCCAAGGAAGGAGGCAAGAGCGAGGACGUGGCGACGGUGCAUCAAGUGGACGAUGCCACCCUUCUCGUAGUGGGGCUCAAGGCCAUCCCCGCCGAUCGCGCAUUCGCCUUCACGCGCCUCCUCUACCAACACCUGCCCGCUCCCGAAGAGACUUUGAUUUUGCACAGCCUGGGCCGACAUGAGUUCCACUCCUCGUCCGACGCGUACUCCUCUUCCACAUUCCGCCUGCUGGAGACUCGUGCCUCGCGACAAAAACGUGAGAGCUCGCAGACCAAGCCGCCGUGCGCUUACCUGGAGGUGCCCAACAUGGUCGAGGGUGCUGCCGCUGCCAUCGUUUCCCACUUGGAGCGGCGAGGCCAAGUGGGCCGAUUGAUGGUGAGUGUGCUGGGCGAAGAGCCCGGCGGUCGCCUCGGGCUCGAGGCCGUCCAGGGCUUUGCUGAGGUCCUCAACACCUCUGGCGGCGGCGACAGCCUCCUCGCGCUCACCGACGCGCAGCGCGCGCAGGCCGCCAGCGCCUACCCGGCAGCCGUGAAGGCCUUCAACGCGCGCCUCUCCCUCCCCAAGACCAGCAUCUUCCUCUAA
Acanthamoeba castellanii str. Neff is the source of this 678-nucleotide messenger RNA. RefSeq lists its product as uncharacterized. The record is from RefSeq and is a predicted model, not a curated record. The transcript is spliced from 5 exons. The annotation marks the transcript as partial. NCBI's taxonomy places the organism in Eukaryota, Discosea, Longamoebia, Acanthamoebidae.